AUGGAUGACAAUCUCAAAGCAGGAGGGCCGCUCUUGUUGCUUGAGGACGCCCGUGAGAAUCCCGUUGUCGGUGAUGAGCCAUUGCCAAAAACUAUUCCUAUAGUUGAACCUGCCUCCAUAUCUAGGUGCUGCAUUGAGAAGGGCCUAGCGCAGGUUCUGGAUGCCAUCUUCCUUUCCAAACUGUGGGAUAUCCAUACUGAAGCGAAGAUGCUUCGUCAUGUGGUCCGGAGGUGGAGCGCUGCUACCCAUACCUUUGUAUGCUCAUGGGGAGAAUUUACGCCUACCCUUGAAGAUGUGGCGAAUAUCUCCCGCCUUCCAAUUUGCGACGACCGGAGUCCUUUCGAUAUUGCCCUCACCCUGGAAGAGGUAGACAAGCUUGCGAUUUUGCGGAGAGGCGCUCCUACUUCUCCCAGCACCUCUCUUCGGUUCAGUAACUGGAUACAGUAUUUUGGUGAUACAAACAGACAAGGACCUUGCCGGUUGGCUACAUUUAUAGCUUUGUGGCUUGGCUCGAGGCGAUACCAUCCCCCUAGCCCCCAUGUAUUUUUAUGGGAGCGUUUUAGAGGAUUGGAGGUACACUCACUCCCUCACUCGCAUGCUAUGAAGAUGGCUGAUUGGGGCAGGGGUUCUUAUAUGCCGGAAAGUCUUCCCUUAGUCUGCAGAUGGUUUAAGCUAAUGCAAAGGAAAGGUCAGGACUUUCUGAAGCUAUUGGAUAACGUUGAGAACUUUGUCUUUCGCCUUUACAGCACCUCGGCAGAGACCUUCACCUUCGUGCCCUUUUAUGCUGAUGUUAGUGACACCGUUGAGGUUCCAGCGGCCAUGUUGCAAAGCAGCCAGUUCAAAAAGUAUGCCAUGUUGAACGUCGCUCCUAUUCCACUGCCUACUCUUGGAGACAGUCGCUCGGAGAUUUCUGUACCUUACUCACCUCAUCGGGUUAGGCGGCAGUUUGGGCUUGAUCAAGGAGUACCAAGCAGUCUUAACCAUGCUGACCCCUUCGUGCUGCACAGAGUCUUCUGGAGCAAUGACCCUAUACCAAACUGUUGUAGGCCCCUUGUUUUAGCUAGCAAGAGGAGGAUUGGCGGCUUCUCCCGAGGUUACCAAGCUUACUGGAACCGCUGCCUCGCCUCCUUGCGUGAAUUUCAAUCUUUUCCUGGAGAUAGAUUGCCUCUUACAACAGCUCAUCUUGCCGGCUUGGUGUUGGAAGAGAAAGCCAUCCCUCUAAGCCAAAAACGCAAUUUGCCUUUUAUUUCCAAGAGCGGUGAUAUUGUUGGAGAAUUUCCUAAGACAAAGCCAAAGCUGGGAGUACAGAGUCCUUGUGGUUUCGGGAAAAAUGCAACACCAGUGUCAGGUAAAAGGAAGCGAGAGGAGGAGCAGAAUGUGAAGGAGAAGCAGACUGCCCGUAAACCCAAAAGGUUUAUUCCAAAGGUAGCCCCAAGUGGCCCUCCUCGAACCAAAGAAGCAACUCCCCCACAACGUCCACAGUCUUCAAAGCCUGCUACAUCCGAGAGGCGGGGUCGGUGCUGGCAAGGUACCCUGGAAACUACCCCUCUCCGCAGUUAA
Molecule: messenger RNA, 1560 nt
Organism: Prunus armeniaca (apricot)
Lineage: Eukaryota; Viridiplantae; Streptophyta; Magnoliopsida; Rosales; Rosaceae
Source: the annotation of a GenBank genome assembly